AUGUCAAGUGAAUCAACAAUAUUUAUCAUAGAUGUUGCUAAAUCCGUAGUGACAUCUGGGUUUCUGGACCGCAUUGUCACGUACGUUGAACAUACGUUAUUCCUGAAGGUUAAGAAACAGCGAAAAACAGAUUGGGCCGGUAUUCUCCUGUGCAACUGUCCUGUGACCAAGAAUGAUCAUGAUACCGAGAACGUAUACGAACUUUUACCGCUUAUGGCGCCAAUUUCCACGACGGCGGUGGUUUCUGGUUUACAAGAGUUACAAGGUCUGCGCGAGCGAUGCGAGAAUGAAAAACAGACCCCACAGUCGAUGAUACAAUGCUUACUCGUUGGAUCAGUGAUUUUACGCGACAAAUUUAAGAAUCGCAAAGUUUUUAAGCAGAUUGUUGUGUUUACAGAUAAUAUGGACGGACUGGAUUUGAGUGACGAAGAAUUGUCGCUUAUUGAGCAGGAGCUAGACGCACGAAUUAUUUUGGUCACUGACGGAUCUGGUGAAACGAAAUCUGUCUCGGUGAAGUCGGAAGAUGUUCCCAUAUGGGAUAAAUGCGUACAGCGAAUUCCAGGUUCAUUGAAGUUUCAUAUUGACGAUCUUUUGCAAGCGAUAGACCAGUCUGUAGCCACAGUAAAGCCAGUACGUGUUUUCCGCGGUGAUUUGAGGCUUGGUGCUUCGCCAUUCAGCCCGAAAGACGCAGAACAGGACCACUUGUCACUCUGUAUACAAGUGGAAGGGUACCCAGCGACCAAAACUGUAUCGAGCUUAAACAGAAAGAUCGUCGCCAAGGAGAAGGACAAUGUGUAUCGGGAGGUCAAAUCUGUUGUAGAAUACAGUAUUGAAGCGGAGGACGACGGGGAAACCGAGGACGUCACCGUUGCGAACGAAUUUAUUACCAAGGCCUAUCGAUAUGGUACGGACUACGUUGUCCUUCCGCCAACACUUGAGCCGCAACGUGUCUACCGUACAGAGCCCGGUCUUGACAUUCGCGGCUUUUUGGACGUUACCAACAUGCCAAGGCACUAUCUCAACUCAGAAUCGACGUUCAUAGUCGCAGCAAUUAAAGACGGGACACGCGCAGACCGAUUGGCGAUAUCCGCUUUAGUCGAUUCGAUGGUCAAACUCAACUUGCUUGCCGUCGCGAGAUAUGUGCAGAAGCACAACAGUGAAGUGCAGAUGUGCGUCCUGUGCCCCUUGGUAGUUCCACGUAAAAGAUCUUCUUCUGAGGAUCAAGACCCAGAUGUACGUGCCCUGGUUCUCAGUCGGCUGCCCUUUGCAGAGGACGAGAGGUUUUCCGACUACCCAAAACUAAACCAGCAGAACUCAGAGGAAAACGCAGAGCUCGAUGCUUUGAUGUCCGACCUUGUUGAUUCUAUGGAAAUGAAGCCUGCGUCACGGGCCAAUUGGUGCUCUACGUCGCAAUAUGUGCCCAUUGACACCCUAGAAUCGGACCGCUCGACGUUGCCACUUCCGUCGCCCGCGCUUGACAAAGCCUUUGCUGGCGAUCGUCUGGCAAUACCGGCGAUAGGCGUCCACCACCAGCAGCAAAUACUACUCGAUUACAUGCACCAGGUGGUUGUCAACGGUCGACAAGAUUUUCAAAUCCCAGAGCUGCCGUCGAGUAUUAGUGACAAGUUGCGACCUAUGUCGACACCAGACGCAAGUCUCCUACAAAAAUUGCAGAAACUACUCGACAUCAAACCUAACGUCAAACCCAACGUUGUGGCUCUUAACGAAGAAGAAGACGAAGAUUUUGAAGAGAUUCCUACUCUAGAGGCUCUUCUCGCCAGAGGACGAAAAGAACAUUGA
Molecule: messenger RNA, 1800 nt
Organism: Lachancea mirantina
Lineage: Eukaryota; Fungi; Ascomycota; Saccharomycetes; Saccharomycetales; Saccharomycetaceae
Source: the annotation of a GenBank genome assembly